UUUUAUUUUGACAUUAUAACAACCCGGAAGUUGGUUGUGCGACCGACAAAUGGCAGCCGCCGGUAACUCGAACACACCGAUGUGUCCACGGGUUAAACCUAGAAACACAAACAAUUGUACCCCUCUUAGAGCUCUGCCAGCUGUCUUGCUGGUAAACAAGAGUUUAGAGAGUUUAGCCUACAGCUAAGUUAGUUAGUGCAUGCUUUUUUUUGCGAUGGAUCUGUUGGAGCCUCCCACGCCGGUGAAGGAUAAUGCUUCCUCUCCUUCGGAGUCCAAAGCCAAUAACUGCGAUCUGACCCCCGCAAUGAGAGCCAAGAUCGAACGAAACAGACAGCGGGCUCUGAUGCUGAGGCAAGCCCGACUGGCCAGCAGACCAUCGGCAGGAGAAGGGGGUGGAACCUCGGCUAAAGUCGCUAAGAUAGUCGACUCUGGAGGAGGUUUCUUCAUUGAUGAAGAAGAGGAGGGACAGGAGGAACAAAGGACAAAGGAAGUGGUGCAUCAACCAGCCCCGGUGAUGGAGGCAGACUAUCUGCUGUGUGAUGACUGUGACAAGCCGUUUAUGGAUUCCUACCUUAGCAACGGCUUCGAUUUGGCAGUCUGUGACAACUGCAGAGACAACGAGGUGAAACACAAGCUGAUAUCCCGUACGGAGGCUAAGCAGCUCUACCUACUGAAGGACUGUGACCUGGACCAGAGGGAGCCAGUGCUGAGGUUUGUCCUGAGGAAGAACCCACACAACCCUCACUGGGGAGACAUGAAACUCUACCUCAAGCUGCAGGUGGAGAAGCGCUCCUUAGAGGUCUGGGGCUCUGAGGAGGCCCUGGAGGAGGCCAAGGAGGCCAGAGAGGAGAACAGGGAGGUGCAGAAGCAGAAGCGCUUCAACAAAAAGGUUAAAGAGCUCCGCCGUGCAGUGAGGAGCAGCGUGUGGACAAAGGACACCAGCGCUCACCAGCACGAGUACGGCCCUGAGGAGAUAGUGGAUGAAGAGGAGGAUCUCUACAGGAAGGUCUGUAACACCUGUGGACACGAACUGACCUAUGAGAAGAUGUAGCCUAGUGUCCUUUAAACCGUAUCCCGGAGGCUCACAGCCUUGAGUUUUUUUUUUGUGGACCACUGGUGAUACACCUGACAUGUCAACUGAGAUUCAAAUGACCGAUACUUCAAGACGCACGGAGGCCUACCUGAAAUCAUCUCAGCACGUGUCUUACACAAAGAAUCCACAAGAGGGCAUAAAUACAUCAACACAUUUUUUUUGUUUUACAGAGAAAUGUGGUCCUGCUCAGUCUGGUCAUGGCUGUUAUGUUAUAUUAUCAACUGUCUAGCAUGUUAACUUCCAUUUUGUAAUGUAAUGUGUAGAAGGAUCUGCAUGUGCAAAAUAAAUAUAUUUUUUCCAUAAUGUGAUCACUUUUGCAUCUGUACUUGACUUGUUUUAGAUCUGUAAAACAAAUGGGCUCUUGGUUAAGAUGGACAAUUAUUGUAUUAAUCCAGAAUCAAGAAAUUGAUUUCAUUUGCAUAAAAUUAAUUGAAAAUUGUAGUCAACUGUCUUUGCUUUCUGUUGCAGAAUCGCGCUGUAAUUAAUGGGGUCGUUUUAUGAUCUGCGUUGUUAGAUUUUGGUCGCCUGCUCAACUCCGUGCUCAUACUUGGAAUAUUUUGUGGGCAAUUAUUUCUGAAGCAACCUCCGGUCACAACCACCUGCACGUAGUUCAUCUAAUGAGUGAACGACUCCAUAGUCCAGACAUCACUAAUCUAAAGGGAGCAACUGACAAGGUACAAAAUGACGCCACCAUUGUAUUAUUUUGUCCAACAAUCUAGUUAAUGUAACACGUAUCGUCCUUCUUUGCAAAUGAAAGCUGCUUCACAGUAGUUAUUGGAUGUGACUCAGCAUGUCGUACUAUAUCACUAUAUCAAUAAAUGCAGUGCUUCAUGGUUGACUUUUUAUUAAGGGGGGUCGGGGGUCUAAAGCAUGAUCAUCAACUACAUUCAGCCGCGGGAAGAAAAAAAAUUCCAUACCAUUCCUAGACUGCAAAUUGACCGCAAGAAGCCUAAAACAUAAUCAUUUCCAACAUUGCUUACAUUUUGUAUACGAUCACAUCUCUAUUAUGGGUGGGAAUACUUGGGAACAGAUUUCCAAAAUGAAAAUCUCUUUUUGCCCAGAAAACUUGGGGAGCCAAAUAAAACCAUGCAGGGGCAAUAGUUUAGGGCACCAGUUGGGGGAUCCUGGCCUAAAGGCUACUGUAGGCAUACAGCCUACCUAACAUGUGGGUACAGGCUAUAGACUUGUACUGAAUUGUUUCAAAGAGAUGUCCUGUCCAGAAUCACAAUCUGCAAGCUCCCAACAUUUCCAGUGAGUUUUCUAAGAAAAAAUAUAACUCUGAUCUAUGAUAUUGAUCACGUACUGUUAUGACAUGAGCUUUUGCCAGACUGGUGUGGCGAACUCAAUCCCCGAGCAGUCAGUCACAUCAAACCCAUGGCAAAUUGACCGUCCUAUUUCUUUAGUGGCUACAGGAAUGUGAGGUUUCAACUACUGCAUUCCCAUCUUAAACACUAGUGAAAUACACCUAGAUAAAUGAAUACACCCAACAAAAAUAUGAUACAUGUUCCAAACUGACAAUGGGGUUUCAAAGCCUCACUCAUGCAAAGUUAAGACUGGCAAGUCUGAAUAGGGUCAAACACUUGAUAUUAGAGCUCUGGAGUGGCUUAAAGGGUCCUUCUGGUGCCUCCCACCAAGCAACUAAUGAGGUAGUAUGCAGCGGUGUAAAGUACUUAAGUCAAAAUACUUGUGUCUUUUGUUUGUUGAGUAUCUGUACUUUUACUAUUUACAUUCCUAAAGAAAAUGAUGUACUUUUUUACUCUACAUUUUCCCUGACACCCAAAAGUACUCUUUACAUUUUGAAUGCUUAGCAGGACAGGAAAAUGGUCCAAUUCACACACUUAUCUAGAGAACAUCCCUGGUCAUCCCUACUGCCUCUGAUCUGGCGGACUCACUAAACACAAAUGCUUUAUUUGUAAAUGGCGUAUGAGUGUUGGAGUGUGCCUCUGGCUAGCCAUUAAUACAAGUGUAUGCCAUCUGGUUUGCUUAUGUGAAGGAAAUGUAUAGUCUGGAGGGACAGCCUUGAAAAUGUUCAUAUUUUUGUCAUAAAUAAUGCUUGGUCCCUGCCUGUGCUUGGAUCAGUUACUAAUUAGAUUUUAAAGUGCAUAUAAGUUUGACUGUGACCUCUCCAGCUUGCUGACAAUUAAAGAGUGAUUUAUUUAA
Molecule: messenger RNA, 3253 nt
Organism: Oncorhynchus kisutch (coho salmon)
Lineage: Eukaryota; Metazoa; Chordata; Actinopteri; Salmoniformes; Salmonidae
Product: DNA repair protein complementing XP-A cells homolog
Exons: 5
Coding region: 200-1051 (283 amino acids)
Biological process (GO): base-excision repair; UV-damage excision repair; nucleotide-excision repair involved in interstrand cross-link repair
Cellular component (GO): nucleotide-excision repair factor 1 complex
Molecular function (GO): damaged DNA binding
Source: RefSeq, a predicted model, not a curated record